Messenger RNA from Erpetoichthys calabaricus (reedfish), 4780 nucleotides. RefSeq names its product ABR activator of RhoGEF and GTPase (gene abr). Bases 112 to 3396 code for a protein of 1094 amino acids. Gene Ontology annotation, biological process: protein phosphorylation; intracellular signal transduction; positive regulation of GTPase activity. Gene Ontology annotation, cellular component: membrane. The transcript has 23 exons. The record is from RefSeq and is a predicted model, not a curated record. Gene Ontology annotation, molecular function: guanyl-nucleotide exchange factor activity; protein serine/threonine kinase activity; GTPase activator activity. NCBI's taxonomy places the organism in Eukaryota, Metazoa, Chordata, Cladistia, Polypteriformes, Polypteridae.
GCGAAAAGUUUAGUGCUAAACGUGCGCGCUGAGAGAGCGCUCCUCGGACCACUUACCGAUCUGUCUUUGACUCCAGGACUUGUUGCUCCGCUCUCGGCGGACCCGGCAACGAUGUGGGACCCCGAGGAAUUCGCGAAGCACUGGCGGACGGAGUUUCCCGACGGGGAGAUUCCGACUAUGAAUCUCAAAUGCUUGGAGGAUAUAGAGAGCGAGUUGGAGAGGUGCAAAGGCAAUAUGAAGCGGCUGCAGCAGGCGCUAUCGGAGGAGAAGUUCAAAGUUAUCUACCUGCAGACCACCAUCGCCCGGCUUAAGAAGGGCUACGACCAACGUCGCUGGGAUAGCACUUGCUCGGAAGAGCAAGAUAGGAAGCAAGCGGAGGUGGGCAAUGACGGCCCUGUUUAUGCCAGCGUGCACAGCAAACAAUCCAAGGAGGGCUCGCCUCCGUGCAGCGCAGUCACCGAGUCAGGACCGGUGCCCGAAGCGAAGGCAUUGUACGCCAACGUACAGCCAAUUGAAAAAAACAGACCCGAGCCCGAACUGGAGCGCAAGAGUGACAGCGACCACGACUAUGAAGAGAUAGACCUCAACCUCCGCUGCGUCCGAAGCAACUUGAUUACACCGCGAGUCAGACUGAAAGACACCCGGGAGACCCACCCACACAAGUCAGCCAUGAAACUCUACCGGCGAAGUAAAGACUUUGAUUCAGGAGACGAGGGUCGUCAGUCUCCUGCCUUUUCUGCAGAGGACGUGCACCUCCGCAGGCUGCUGGCGGUGCCACCACGCUCGCCACGAGAUUCGCAGCACGGAUCAGGGUACAGCACCCCGGACAGAGGCAGUGACGGGUAUGCUAGCUCGGAGCAGGAUGACUUCUUAUCAGAUUACUACAACACUGAUGGCUAUGAUGGCGAUGCAACAGAUGACCAUAAAUGCCAGGAUGGGUCUGAGGCUAUGCCGUACAUUGAUGAAUCCCCAACAAUGUCUCCUCAGCUCAGUGCACGUAGCCAGGACAGCGGAGAUGCUAUAUCACCCUCACCACAUGACCUGCUUGGGACUGGGUUGGGUACAGAUGCAGAAAAGGGCCUGGAGAUGAGAAAAAUGGUCCUGUCUGGAGUUCUAGCAAGUGAAGAAAUUUACAUUAACCAACUAGAAGCCUUGCUGCUGCCAAUGAAGCCCUUGAAGGCUACUGCCACUACUUCUCAGCCUGUUCUAACAAAUCAACAGAUAGAGACUAUUUUUUACAAGAUCCAAGAUAUUUUUGAAAUACACAAGGAAUUCUAUGAUAGCCUACUUCCUAUCAUUCAGCAAUGGGAUAACAAAGCUACUGUAGGACACCUCUUCCAAAAACUGGCAAGUCAGCUUGGCAUCUACAAAGCAUUUGUUGAUAACUACAAGGUUGCUGUGGAGACUGCUGAGAAGUGCAGCCAGGCAAAUGCUCAGUUUCAUACAAUUUCUGAGAAUCUCAAAGUAAAAGGACCUAAAGACUCUAAGGAAUGUACAACAUCUGUGUCGAUGGAAGCUCUCUUAUACAAGCCUAUUGAUAGAGUCACCAGAAGUACCCUUGUCCUUCAUGACCUUCUUAAACACACUCCAACAGAUCAUCCUGAUUACCCCUUACUACAAGAUGCUUUUCGAAUAUCACAAAAUUUUCUUUCUAGUAUUAAUGAAGAAAUUGAUCCAAGAAGGACAGCUGUUACUACACCAAAGGGAGAGGCCCGACAACUGGUUAAAGAUGGCUUCCUGGUGGAACUGUCUGAGGGAUCAAGGAAACUAAGACAUGUCUUCCUUUUCACUGAUUUGCUCCUGUGUGCCAAAAUGAAAAAGACUGCAGUAGGAAAACAUCAGCAGUAUGACUGCAAGUGGUACAUUCCCUUGGCUGACUUAACUUUCCAGACCCUGGAUGAUUCUGACUCCUCUCCCCAUGUCCACACGCUACCUGAGCAUGAGAUUGAAGAAAUGAAGAAUAAGAUCUCAUGCAUUAAAAGUGAAAUUCAGAAGGAAAAGAAAGCAUGCAAAGGUCAGAGCAGGUUGGACAGACUAAAGAAAAAAAUGUUUGAACAAGAAUCUUGGUUGCUUCUGCACUCGCCAACAAUUCCCUUCAGAAUUCACAACAAACAUGGAAAGAGCUACUUGUUCUUAUUGUCGUCAGAUUAUGAGAGGUCAGAGUGGAGGGAAGCGAUUCAGAAACUACAAAAGAAAGAUCUCCAGGCCUGUGUCCUAACCUCUGUGGAACUUCAGGUGUUGACAGGCUCCUGCUUUAAACUUCGUACAGUCCACAACAUCCCUGUCACCAGCAACAAAGAUGAUGAUGAAUCACCAGGGUUGUAUGGAUUCCUCCAUGUCAUUGUACACUCUGCAAAAGGUUUUAAAGAAUCAGCUAAUCUUUACUGUACACUUGAAGUUGAUUCUUUUGGGUAUUUCGUUAGCAAAGCAAAGACAAGAGUCUUCAGGGACACAACUGAACCACAGUGGAAUGAGGAGUUUGAAAUUGAACUUGAAGGAUCCCAGUGUUUGCGGAUUCUGUGCUAUGAGAAAUGUUAUGACAAAUCCAAAUUGAACAAAGAUGACAAUGAGAUUGUAGACAAGAUCAUGGGAAAAGGACAAGUUCAGUUGGAUCCUCAGGUGGUGCAGUCCAAAAACUGGCACAUGGAUGUGAUAGAGAUGAAUGGGAUCAAGGUGGAGUUUUCAAUGAAGUUCACAAGCAGGGAUUUGAGUUUAAAAAGAACUCCUUCAAAAAAGCAGAGUGGGGUCUUUGGAGUCAAGAUCAGUGUGGUAACAAAGCGAGAACGCUCCAAAGUGCCUUAUAUUGUCCGCCAGUGUAUUGAGGAGGUGGAGAAGAGGGGGAUUGAAGAGGUGGGCAUAUACCGAAUCUCAGGAGUCGCGACUGACAUCCAGGCACUGAAAACCGCAUUUGACACAAAUACCAAGGACAUUCUGGUGAUGCUUAGUGACAUGGACAUUAAUGCCAUAGCUGGAACACUAAAGCUGUACUUCAGAGAACUUCCAGAACCCCUGCUCACAGACAGACUGUACCCAGCUUUCAUGGAAGGCAUUGCUCUAUCGGACCCUGCCGCCAAGGAGAACUGCAUGAUGCACUUGCUACGUUCACUACCUGAACCCAACAUCAUCACUUUCUUGUUUAUCCUUGAACACCUCAAAAGAGUUGCAGAAAAGGAGCCCAUUAAUAAAAUGUCCCUGCAUAACCUUGCUACUGUUUUUGGCCCAACGCUGCUGCGCCCUUCAGAGGUGGAGAGCAAAGCGCACGUCAGUCUGGCCUCAGACAUCUGGUCACAUGACGUUAUGGCACAAGUCCAGGUCUUGCUGUACUACCUUCAACACCCACCCAUCUCCAUCACAGAGCUCAAGCGCAACACCCUGUACUUCUCAACUGAUGUUUAGGCUGCCGUGACUUGCAGAGAAAGCAGUGUGCCAUGGUAGGGAAGGGAGAGCCAAUCCACUGCUCGCCCCAGUGAAUUCUUGUGCGUCCGCUAGACACAAAACAUUUCAUUGUUGUUAUGCGGAUUGCUUGGGGGAAAAAAAAAUCAGGGAAGAUAAAAGCAAAGAUGCACACCAAUAUGGAUGAUCACUCGUCCCUGUGCUCCAUUCUGACCUUUCUUUUCUGUGUGCAUGUGUGCUGAUGGCCCCGUUUCCACAUUUCCUUACUGACUGAUGUAGCAGAAUGAUCAGGAUGGUGGUCUGCACUGACCCAGCAGAUGUAAGAUACAAACCAUUCCUUGUGAGAAGCCAUUGUCCUGCUCUCAAAAAGCAGUACAACCAUAUUUCUUCUCUUUUUUGGUAAAUAACUUGAAGGAGAAAAAAAAUUGUCUUUGAGUCUGGUCCUUUUGAGUUGAUUUAUCAAUCAGUCCAUGGAGAUGAUUAAGGAUGGCGAAUAUUUAAAUAAAAAGACUUUUUUUGUGGUAAUGUCAUUUUUGAUAAUGUAGACUGGUGUUUAAAAGCAGGUACAGCAAUUCGCCAAAUGGUAAAAUCCAAGUAUGAUGUUAAAUAAAUGUCCGUAGCAUGUCUGUCUGACCAGUUGAGUGGGUACACAUUCUGUUUGGCUUUCUUUGUGUUUCUUUGACUUUUUUUACCCCUUGGAGUUUCCAGAUAGAGAAUUUCACGUUUCUAUAUAUGUUUAUUUUGAUGACCUCUGGAUGUUGUGUGUGCGUGAGAAUGAGAAAGAGAAACAAAUUGAAAAGUUAGACGUAUAUUUGUGUAAAUCAUGAAAGGUAAAUGGAGAAAAACAGAGGAGCAUGGCUGCCAGCUGCGCAUGCUAGGGCAAAAUGUGCAUUAUUUAUUGAGAAAUUCUUUGAGUGAUAAGUUCAUGUAUUGCCUGUACAUUACAGCAAGAGUUGGGUUAGCAGGCACAGCACAUGAAAUAUUUGGAAAUGCAUCCAGCCUCAAGCCCCUAAGGAAAUGGACGUGACGGUCUGGGCUCAGAAAAUCCUGCCUAGUUAAGUUGCUUUUUAUUUUUUAACCCAACUGUUAAUUUCAAAGCUUGAGAGGGUAAACAGGACUUUUGAAUGAACCCAGUGUGGUGCUAACGGCCUGUUUGUGUAAGACGAUGACCUCCUCCUCCUCUUCCUCCUGUACCCUUUCGCUUCACAUUGACUAUCGAGAUGUGAAGGCACCUUGAACCUUACGUCAGGCCUGUGAUUUCAAAUUGACUCUAAAGCCAGUCCAAGUCAUAUCCAGUAAUAUAAUGAUCAUUGUUGAUGUAAACAUUAUUUUAUUGUUAUAUAUUCUUUUUUUAGUGAAAUCAAUAAAUGUGUACAAAGCACACCAA